Messenger RNA from Thalassophryne amazonica, 1819 nucleotides. RefSeq names its product ELOVL fatty acid elongase 1b (gene elovl1b). Bases 348 to 1328 code for a protein of 326 amino acids. Gene Ontology annotation, cellular component: endoplasmic reticulum membrane; endoplasmic reticulum. The transcript has 8 exons. Gene Ontology annotation, molecular function: fatty acid elongase activity. NCBI's taxonomy places the organism in Eukaryota, Metazoa, Chordata, Actinopteri, Batrachoidiformes, Batrachoididae. The record is from RefSeq and is a predicted model, not a curated record. Gene Ontology annotation, biological process: fatty acid elongation, monounsaturated fatty acid; sphingolipid biosynthetic process; very long-chain fatty acid biosynthetic process.
CUCAUACUUGAAUGACAUUUGCUAAACACACACACUGCAGUCUUUCACUCACGCUUGUUCUCUUCCUCUUCUGAGCUACUUAUCCAUCUGUGUGAGUCAUGGAGGGUGGAGACUCGACGCCUGCAGUACCAGUCACACUUUAGUUUUCUCGGUUAACUUAUACCAUCUCUCUCUUUCUCCCUCUCUUCUCUGCUUUUCUUGUUGCCGCCCCAGCCUGCUCGCCUACUUUUCCACCCUCUCUAAUUUCCAGAGGCUUGGCCGUGCAGUAAAACAGGACUCCUCCACACUGGCUCACAUCGGCGGUUUGAGAAGUUGAGCAGUUAAUUCUCACAGUACCAGCAGGCAAAAUGUUUCAGAAGAUUCAGGAAACUGGUUCACAUGCUGUGGAUAUCUAUAACUAUCUUGUGGCCGGAUUAGAUCCACGGCUGAAGGGCUAUCUACUGAUGGAGAGCCCUAUUCCCAUGACUGUAAUAUUGUUGUGCUAUCUGUUCUUUGUAUUGUACCUUGGACCGCGCAUUAUGGCCAAUCGCAAGCCUUUCCAUCUAAAGGAAGCUAUGAUUGUCUACAACUUCAUCCUGGUAGCACUGUCACUCUUCAUCGUCUAUGAAUUCCUGAUGUCUGGUUGGGCCACAACGUAUACCUGGAGAUGUGAUGCAAUAGAUACCUCCGAGAGCCCUCAAGCCCUAAGAAUGAUCCGAGUGGCUUGGCUAUUCUGGUUCUCAAAGAUUAUUGAACUCAUGGAUACAAUGUUUUUCGUGUUGAGGAAAAAACAAAGCCAGAUCACCUUCCUCCACAUCUUCCACCACUCAUUCAUGCCUUGGACCUGGUGGUGGGGAGUUAGCUAUGCCCCUGGUGGAAUGGGAUCGUUCCAUCCAAUGGUGAAUUCUUGCGUCCAUGUCAUCAUGUAUUUCUACUAUGCCCUUGCUGCUGCUGGACCACGUUACCAGAAAUUUCUGUGGUGGAAGAAAUACAUGACUGCCAUUCAGCUGGUCCAGUUUGUCCUGGUAUCUCUCCAUGCUACUCAGUAUUACUUCAUGGAGAGCUGUGACUACCAGUUUCCCUUGAUCAUCCACCUCAUCUGGGUGUAUGGAACAUUCUUCUUCAUUCUGUUUUCCAACUUCUGGAUCCAGGCUUAUGUGAAGGGCAAGCGGUUGCCAAAGCAAGACAUUAAGCAAAGUCUGAAUGGUACAGCUGUGUGCGCUAACGGCAAGCACUAUGGAAACGGCACCAGUAACGGUACCAGUCACGGAGCUUCCAGUGGCAACACUAGCAGCUAUGCUCACUAUGAGAACGGUAGCACUCAUAUGGGCAAGAUGAAGAAGGCCUAGGAUCUCUGUAAGGAAACACCCAAGAUGUAUGACAUUAUGGACCUGUCCAAAGUGCUAUGGAUUCCAAAGAUUAUUUUGGCUGUUUCUUUUCCUGUUUUUAGUUGUGUACAGAAAACACAAGAAAGUGACAUGGUCAAUGACUUCCACAGUUGGGGUCUCACCUUUGUAUGUUUCUUUGAGCUGGGAAACCUGCUUUGGAACACAAUGUAUGAAGAGAAGAUGUUUUGAUGUAAAUGGUUAUCUUCACUGAUGUUGCAAACAUCUCAAUGGUGACAUAUCACCCCACUUGUCUUGAUACUUAUGACCCACACGUGCUCUUGACCCCUUCUGUGGAUAGACGACUGUAUAGUUUCUAUCAAACUUGAAUACAGUUCUUGUAAAUAGUUUUACAGGAAACCAAAAAAAAAAAACUAAUUGUAUGCUUUAGAAUUUCUAAAUUUUGUUAAAGUGCAUAUUUAAAAUUAAAAUGCCAAUAAAUCAGUUUUAAAUCU